CACUGGAGCUCGGUGGUCGUCUCCCGCUGCUCAGCUGAUGAAGGAGCAGAUUGCGUCUAUAAUGAUGUGUGUCCUGUAAUGAUGGAUGGCAGGUACAGAAGAGAUCGGGACAGAUAUGUGCACGCACACCUGUGUGAAGAAAGCAGCUCUGCUGAACGGGCCACGAAGAGUCGCACCCGCACAGCAGAUGCCGUGGCUCCUCCUCCUCCUCGUCCUCAGCGUGUUCUGCCAGAACGUAAAGCACCAGCCAUCAACAGAGACCUCAAACCCGGCAGACUCCCGAAGAGCUCAUCAGAUGGCCGAUUGGAGUUCAUGGGAUCUGCUGGCAGGGCCUGUGCAUCUGCGCCGAGAGCAGUGAAAUCAUUACCCAGAGAUCAGCUGAGUUUACCACCGACUCCACCAGUACAGACCAGCACCGAGCACACAGACCAGCCCCACCAGUUUGAUGAUUCUCCUCCAUCCAGACCAGCACCAGAACCACCAACCAGAACUAAACACAGACCUGACUGGACACAAUCGAGUCGGAGUGGACAGGACAAUGUGAAAACAGCGCCACCGUCUGCACCUGCGGCGUCUCACAGGUUUUCUCUGGAUCUGGAGUCUCAGGAUCUCGACAGUGACNGUGAGAGCAGCUCUGAUCUACACCUGAGGAAACUGCAGCACCACGAAUGGCCACCAGGGAAAGGAGAAACCAGCGGCAGCUUCACCAACCACAGCAAACCAGCACAGGACCUGGAGGAGCAGAACUGGUAUGUGGGAGCAUUCAGUCGAGUGGAGGCCGAACACGCUCUACAUCUGGUCAAUCGGGAGGGAGCCUUUCUAGUGCGCGACUGCUCUAAGAACACUACCCAUGAGCCUCUGGUGCUGGCGCUGUUCUACGACAAGCGAGUCUUCAACAUCCAGAUCCGCUUCAGUGACGAGACCAACAAAUACACACUGGGCACGGGACUGCGCACCAAUGACAGGUUUGACUCGGUCACAGAUAUCAUCAGGUUUCACUCCAUCUUCCCCAUCGUGCUGAUCGACGGACGCAGAAGCGCAGCGGAGUGUGUGCAGCACCGGCAGUGUGUGCUGAUGUACCCCAUCACUAAAGAGGACCUCACACAGCUGCUCAACUAACACACACACACACACACACACACACAUGUCUGAGUAACACAUUACUGAGAUCUGUCAGCCUGACGUCAGUAACACACACACACACAUUUCUGAGAUCAGCCUGACGUCAGAAACAGACACACACAAACACACACACACCCUUCUGAGAUCCGUCAGCCUGACGUCAGACACACACACACGCACACUCUGAGAUCAGUCUGACGUCAGAAUCAGACACGUUCAUAAUCAGACUGAAGUGCAUUUAAAAAUGUGAACACACACAUUAUCAGUGCACAUGAACCCAGUUUAGCAGGAUACACACACACACACACACACACACACACACACACACAGAGCCGCUUUAGCAGAUCCAUUUCAGUUUUAUUUGAUCACUUUUUACAUCUGAUGACCUUCAUGAUUAAUUUAAAAAUAGAUAUGAUGCUUCUGAAGCUUUCUAGGAAUAUACAGCACAUAAACACACACACACACACACACACACACACAUACACACAUCCAGAGCUUCAGCUUCAACAGUUCGACUCCACAACACUGAAGCGCAACAGUUGAGCUGAACACAAUUCUACAACAGUAAUAUCAACUCUGUACUGGUUUGAUGGUUUGAGGUAGAUUUAAGCAGAUUGAACACAAGUGAACAGUGUGUGUGUGUGUGUGUGUGUGUGUGUGUGUGUGUGUGUGUGUGUGUGUGUGUGUGUGUGUGUGUGUGUGUGUGUGUGUGUGUGUGUGUGUGUGUGUGUGUGUGUGUGUGUGCGCGUGCGUGCGUGCGUGUGUGUGUGUGUGUGUGAUGGACAGACUGUUCCCUGAAGGCAGCUUAACACACUCAGGAUUAGUUUUCAGUGGAGUAAUCCAGAUCAGUGCAGUCCGGCUUUGCUGGUGCCCAAAUCGCUCAGUGUAAUGGGCGGAGCCAGACAGAAUCUGCGGAUAUUUGUUUUGGGCCAUUUGUGUGCAGAAUUUUCUAAACCAUCUGCAGAAUUAUGCAGAAUCAUUCUGAGAGUCCAGUAAAUAAAAACAUCACAAAU
Danio rerio (zebrafish) is the source of this 2135-nucleotide messenger RNA. Lineage: Eukaryota; Metazoa; Chordata; Actinopteri; Cypriniformes; Danionidae. The record is from RefSeq and is a predicted model, not a curated record.